Trichomonas vaginalis G3 is the source of this 555-nucleotide messenger RNA. Its product is annotated as protein of unknown function, DUF4106 family. NCBI's taxonomy places the organism in Eukaryota, Parabasalia, Trichomonadida, Trichomonadidae. The transcript has a single exon. The record is from RefSeq and is a predicted model, not a curated record. The coding region runs from base 1 to 555 and encodes 184 amino acids.
AUGUUAGUAUUGAAAAACAUGUUCCUUGACAAAAUAAAACCAACUACAGAAAUAAACGACGCAAGACUGAAAGAUUGGGUAAAAGCUUUCCCAUUCACAAAAGAUAUAGUUGGUAACAUGGAAAGAAAACCAGAAUGGCUACAAAAACAUAUAUUUGGAAACGAGCAUAUUCCAUAUGGACAGGCACUGUUUGAAGAGCUUGAACCGGAAACUCAGGAAAGAGUCAUGCAAACAAUAAGCGACGACUCAAAUACAAACUAUGACAAACUCUUUCUAGGAUAUAGGUUACCUGAGAUGGGCGACCAGAGCCCAAAGGCAAAAAGGACAUGGAAAAUUUGCAACAUACUAGAUGAACAUGAGGCAAAGAUGCAACAACUUGAAGCAGAGGGCAAGUUACCAAAGCGACACCAAAGAAGAAGAGUAGAACAAAGUGAAAGUAGUGAAGAAGUAACUUCAUCUAGUGAAAGUAGUGGCAAUGAAGGAAAAAGAAGAGUUAAAAACUCAGUCAGGAAGAAAGUAAAGCUUGGUCCACGUGGGUUCUAUUAUGACAUAUAA